AUGAGCUGCCUCAAAUGAUGGACGGUGUGGAUGUCACACACAUCCCAGUGGGCUCCACAGCUCUUUUGUUGCCCGGUCUCCUCAAUUGCAGGAAAUUCGAAUCUCACCAGAACUCUUCACACACGCUGUGUGUUCGGUCAUCUCGACGGACACGCCUCGAUAUUUCCGAUAUUCUCUCGCUAUUUCCCUCAAAUGACCCUGGUCGUGGCUCGUUUCUUCUCAUCUUAGAAGAAGGAAAAAAGAAUGGCACUUUCUUUCCCAAAUUACUCUUCGUCUUCCCCUUCUAAUCUUCCGUCUCCUUCUUCAUUCAAGCAUCAUCAACGUACAACACCUUCUUCGAUUCUAUCCUCCCAGAACUCCUUCCGCCAUCGAUUUCUCAAAUGGGUCUCCAUCCAAUCCGCCAAAAAUCAAAACCUCAAUGCCGUUUGUAUGCAAGAAGCAACAAUUGCAGCCUUACCUUCAAAUGAAACACUCAAGAAAUUGAAAGAUAGGUCAUUGCCAUUUGCACCUCCGGAGGAAUGCGGAAAUGUAGUUGGCUUUAGUACUGGCAAGGAGGAAUGUACUGUCAGUAUUACUGUGGUUGGAGCAUCUGGGGACCUUGCAAAGAAGAAAAUAUUUCCUGCUCUUUUCGCGCUUUACUAUGAAGAUUGCCUACCCAAGCAUUUUACGAUCUUUGGUUAUGCUCGGAGUAAGAUGACAGAUGCCGAAUUAAGAAACAUGGUUAGCAAGACUCUUACAUGCAGAAUUGAUAAAAGGGAAAAUUGUAGUGAGAAGAUGAAUCAGUUUCUUAAAAGAUGUUUCUACCAUUCAGGUCAGUACGAUUCCGAGGAGCAUUUUGUGGAGUUAGACCAGAAGUUGAAAGAACAUGAGGCUGGCAGAAUCACGAACCGGCUUUUCUACUUAUCAAUUCCACCAAACAUUUUUAUCGAUGUGGUGAAAUGCGCUGGUUUAUCUGCCUCCUCUUCCAAUGGUUGGACAAGGGUCAUUAUCGAGAAACCCUUUGGCAGGGAUUCUGAAUCAUCUGCUGCUUUAACGAGAGGCCUGAAGCAGUACUUAGAGGAGGAUCAAAUUUUCAGAAUCGACCACUAUUUGGGGAAGGAACUGGUGGAAAACAUAUCUGUACUCCGCUUCUCAAAUCUUCUUUUUGAACCUCUAUGGUCGAGGCAGUAUAUAAGGAAUAUGCAGUUCAUCUUCUCAGAAGAUUUCGGCACUGAAGGCCGAGGAGGCUAUUUUGACAGUUAUGGGAUUAUAAGGGACAUAAUGCAGAACCAUCUGCUUCAAAUACUUGCAUUGUUUGCCAUGGAAACUCCUGUCAGCUUGGAUGCAGAAGAUAUCAGAAAUGAAAAGGUGAAAGUUCUACGAUCUAUGAGGCCGUUGCAACUCGAAAAUGUGGUGAUUGGGCAGUAUAGAAGCCACACAAAGAAUGGUGUAACAUACGCAGGUUAUGUAGACGACAAGAUGGUGCCUAAAGACAGCCUCACUCCAACAUUCGCAGCGGCUGCCCUUUUCAUAGACAAUGCAAGAUGGGAUGGGGUGCCAUUUCUUAUGAAAGCCGGGAAAGCAUUGCAUACUAGGAGGGCAGAAAUCAGAGUACAGUUCCGGCAUGUUCCUGGCUCUUUAUACAAGAAGAGUUUCGGGAAGGACCUUGAUCAAGCGACUAAUGAGCUUGUUAUUCGAGUGCAGCCUGAUGAGGCAAUUUAUUUAAAGAUCAAUAACAAGGUCCCUGGUCUUGGGAUGAGGUUGGACCGCAGCGAUCUGUAUCUUCACUAUGCAGCAAGAUACUCAAAAGAAAUACCAGAUGCGUACGAGAGGUUGCUGCUUGAUGCGAUCCAAGGAGAACGGCGGCUGUUCAUCAGGAGCGAUGAGCUGGAUGCUGCAUGGAAGCUCUUCACGCCAUUGUUGAAAGAGCUGGAGGAGAAGAAGAUCACUCCCGAGCUCUAUCCUUUCGGAAGUCGUGGGCCAGUCAGAGCUCAUUAUCUCGCUGAGAAGUACAAUGUCCAGUGGGGCGACCUUAGCACUGAGCAUGUUCACGGUUGACAUUUUUUAUUUUUGAUUCAUUUGAGAUGUAUGAGAAUAAUUUUCAUUCCACUUGUAUGGACGAGUCAAAACCAAGGGUUGAGAUUUCUUUAAAACAAGGGAGAGAGAUUUGAUUCUUUGGGCUUCUGUAAUCAGAGAUGAUAAGGGAGAACUGAGAAUUUUGGCCGCAUUUGUUUAAAUUGUUUCCCUUUUCUAA
Magnolia sinica is the source of this 2233-nucleotide messenger RNA. Its product is annotated as glucose-6-phosphate 1-dehydrogenase, chloroplastic-like. Gene Ontology annotation, biological process: pentose-phosphate shunt, oxidative branch; glucose metabolic process. Bases 244 to 2037 code for a protein of 597 amino acids. Gene Ontology annotation, cellular component: chloroplast stroma. The transcript is spliced from 10 exons. Lineage: Eukaryota; Viridiplantae; Streptophyta; Magnoliopsida; Magnoliales; Magnoliaceae. The record is from RefSeq and is a predicted model, not a curated record. Gene Ontology annotation, molecular function: glucose-6-phosphate dehydrogenase activity; NADP binding.